AUGUUUCGUGUGACGCUGCAUCGCGUUCUUGCAUCCACUGCAUCUCGUGCAUUCAGCACGUCAAGAACGACUUGCAAGCCACUAGAGCUUGCUCACGAAGUAUUUGAGCCAUCCCCAUCUGAUAGGCCCAUGUUCCAAAAGACCAGUGCACUUGUGAUCUGUCAUGGUCUCUAUGGAUCGAAACAAAACUGGCGUUCGCUUGCCAAGGCCAUGGUAAAAGAAUUCGCUUUGCCUAUAUACACACUGGAUAUGAGAAAUCACGGCUCCUCGCCUCAUGCAGACACGAUGACCUACCUCGACAUGGCCGGUGACAUUGAAAAGUUCUUCUCGGAUAAACAGCUCUCGAAUGUGACGCUGAUCGGUCACUCCAUGGGAGGAAAAGUUGCACAAACUAUGGCAUUGAACCCAAGGCUACCAAGUCAUGCCCUCUCGCACCUUAUUAGUGUCGACAUGACGCCAGCUGCCGGUCCCAUUUCGCCUGAAUUUAUGCGGUAUGCUAGAUGCAUGGUGGAGAUCAACAAGGAGCAGGUACAAUCACGCAGUGAAGCAGACAAGAUGCUGAAAGAAAUCGAGCCGAAUCUGUCUGUGCGCCAGUUCCUGCUCACGAACCUCGAGCGCCAAGGAGAAACAAUGCAGUUCCGCAUACCCGUGGAAAAGAUUAUGCACGCGCUCCAGGAGAUUGGUGAGUUUCCCUAUGCCCCUCCCGUCGAUGAGCAUUCCGCUCCAGAGCGCCUAUGGAAUGGCCCUACCCUGUUUGUCAAGGGCGAGCGCAGCAAGUACAUCAACCGCCACAAUAUACCGCUGUGCAAGGCGUACUUCCCAAGUAUGCAGCUCAAAGUUCUUCCGACGGGCCACUGGUGCCAAUCCGAAGCACCAGGUGCAUUUAUCGACACCGUCAAGGCGUUCCUUCUCCAGUAA
Messenger RNA from Malassezia restricta, 918 nucleotides. RefSeq names its product alpha/beta-hydrolase. The record is from RefSeq and is a predicted model, not a curated record. Gene Ontology annotation, cellular component: mitochondrion. The transcript has a single exon. Bases 1 to 918 code for a protein of 305 amino acids. NCBI's taxonomy places the organism in Eukaryota, Fungi, Basidiomycota, Malasseziomycetes, Malasseziales, Malasseziaceae.